Messenger RNA from Cladophialophora immunda, 2081 nucleotides. RefSeq lists its product as uncharacterized. Gene Ontology annotation, molecular function: transmembrane transporter activity. The coding region runs from base 395 to 1858 and encodes 487 amino acids. Gene Ontology annotation, cellular component: membrane. The transcript has 4 exons. The record is from RefSeq and is a predicted model, not a curated record. Gene Ontology annotation, biological process: transmembrane transport. NCBI's taxonomy places the organism in Eukaryota, Fungi, Ascomycota, Eurotiomycetes, Chaetothyriales, Herpotrichiellaceae.
UGGUUUUCCCCGCGCCGCCCGCAGUUUUCCCUGGCAAUCCACCAUCAUUCCACGUAUGAUCUUCAUAUCACACCCCCAUUCUGAUCCCUCUUCUCAUAUGCCGACGUGCAUGGGUCCCUGUCUCAGGGCUUCAGGUCUUGACCCAUGUGUGAUGCAAGACGAACAAGCCGGGCAUGACGGCCUCAUUGCCGAUCGGUUGAAGUCCGUCGGGUUGAUCUUCUAAGAUGUCACGCUCCAAGGGGGAGGAGGGGGGGCGAUGGCCCAAAGGCCCAUGAUAUAAGAUGGGAGAAGGAUACGAUGUACCUGUGGUGGUCUCUGUCUCAUUCCAUCGGAAGAAUCCCCAAAACCAGGUAGGUGGUCAGCUCAAGAAACUGUCUCUUUUUUCCCAGCAAAGAUGGAGAAAUCACCGCCCGCAGAGCACCACGAGGAUACAUUACCAGAGAAAGCCGUCAUCGAGUCCCCGUCGAGCGACGAGGGCGCCUAUGCCGUCGACCACGUCGAGUACGAGAAGCGCAACCGCCGCCUCAACCGCCGCCUCGACAUCCGCAUCCUCCCCCUCUGCUGCUGGGUCUACCUGCUCAACUUCCUCGACCGAGGCAACAUUGGCAACUCCAAGGUCCUCAACUCGGAGACGGGCGACGACUUGCUGCAGCAGACGCACAUGACGGCCAAUGGCUACGCCGUCACCGUCUCCCUCUUCUCCCUCGCGUACACGCUCUUCGAGGUGCCGAGCAACUAUGUCAUGAAGCACUGGGUCCGGCCGUCUCUGUGGCUGGCAUUCCUGCUGUUCGCGUGGGGUGCGUUGACCAUUGGGUUUGCCGGCGUGCAGAACUACACGACGGUCGUUGUGUUGAGGUUCUUGAUUGGCGCUUUCGAGGCUGGUUUCUUCCCAGGCAUCGUCUACUUCAUCACGAUCUGGUACCGCUUCAACGAGCGCGCCGUCCGCAUCGCCUGCGUCGUGGCCUUCUGCAACCUCGCAGGCGCCUUUGGAGGCGCAAUCGCCUACGGCGUGGGCCACGUCAACGGCACGGCCGGCCUCCAGGGGUUCAGGUGGCUGUUCAUCAUCGAGGGCAUUAUCACCCUGGUCUCGGCGUCCUUUCUGUUCUUCCUCCCCGACUAUCCCGCGCGGGCCAAGUUUCUGAACGAGUCGGACAAGCGGUUCGCAGAGGAUCGGCUGAAGGAACGAGGCGGCGGGUAUCUCAGGAGCCAUGCCUCGAGGAAGGAGGUCCUCGAGACGUUCUUCAGCCCCAGGAUGCUGGCGCAUUACAUUGCAUACAUCGCCGACGUCGUGCCGCAGGGCUCCUUCACAUUCUUCACCCCGACCAUCGUCAACGGGCUCGGCUACACGUCGAUCCACGCGCAGCUGCUCACCGUGCCGCCGUGGUGCGUCGGCUUCGUCGUGGCCAUCACCCUGUCCUACUCGGCGGACCACUUCAACGCGCGCGGCGUGCACAUCACCCUCGCCUCGCUGGUCGGCGCCGCGGGCUGGCUCGCCGCGGGCCUGCUCCCGCCGGACGCCUACACGGCGCGGUACGGGUGCCUCUGCCUCGCCGCGUGCGGGGCGUUCCCCGUCGCGCCCUCGAUGGCCAACUGGGUCGCCUGCAACACGCCCUCGCUGCUGACGAUCCCCUUCGCCAUCGCCCUCAACAACAGCUCCGCGGGCAUCGGGCAGAUCAUCGCCCAGUGGAUCUGGAAGGCCGACGAGGCGCACAAGGGCUACCCCACGGGCAAUUUCACCUGCGCGGCGUGCGGCUUCUUCGUCGCGGCCGUCACCGCCGGCCUGAGACUGUGGUACGGCCGGAUGAACAAGUACGGGGUGAGGGACGCCAGUGGGGCCGAGAGGGUCUGGGCUCUAUAAGGAUAGAGAUCCUCACGUGUAUGCAUGUGAGGGGGCCUUCACAGAUGUCUCGAGGAUAUGUGAAACCAUGCGAGUCACAGCGAAGGAACAAGGGCACGAAGGAAUGCGGUACAAUGUUGUAUUGUAGCGAGUUUAAAGUUUAUCCUCUCUUGACCACCGCAUUGUCGGAGUCUAUGCAGCUUGACACAUGUGUAGAUAGCCCACGCGAAAUUCUUGAUCUCUA